AUGAGUGCAGAUGACCAUUAUAUGGACAGUAUACAGUCUACUGAUAACACCUCGUCCGAGGACUACGAGUUAUAUACUGGAGAGAGUACAACUCCAAAACAAGAGAUGAAAAGAAUGAGGCAAGAGUCUCCAAUAUACAACCAGGUGAGUGAAAAAACAGAUGACACUGUUAUAAUAAAAUGUCAACAAGUGAAACUUGCAAAUAAAAAUCCCAUUGUAAUUCAAAAACUUAUUACAGGAGCUCUAGAAUAUCCAACCAGAGCCAUCAGGGGACUAGGCAAUGGAGACCUCCUAGUAAAGUGUAUGGACACCACCCAAAAGAAAAAGUUACUCGUCUUAAAGCAGCUUGGUGAGUUUAAAAUCCAGGUCAAAACUCCGUUAACCUCUAAUAGAUCAGAGGGAGUCAUUUACGGUGUAAGCACUGAACUUUCCGAUAAAGAUCUGGUAGAGAGUCUCAGUGAAGAUGGGGUCACAAGGGCUACUCGUAUGAAGGGCCGUCAGUACGACAGUGACAAAAACAGUACCACUGUCCGACUGACCUUCAGUACAAAAGAUAUACCGGAGCGAGUAGCCGUUGGCUACAGAAUUUUUAAAGUAAAACUGUACGUUCCACCUCCACUAAGGUGUUACAAGUGUAACCGGUACGGGCAUAUAGCUGCCCGCUGUAAAGGGGCAUUACGAUGCCAGAAGUGUGGGGGGGACCACAAAGUGGCCGAUUGUAAGUCCGAGGACUUAAAAUGUGUAAACUGUGGAGGGGCACACAGUGCCGCCUACGGGGGUUGUACGGCCAGGAAAAAGGCUGUAGACAUUGUAAAAAUACAGGUGACAGAACAUUGUUCACGUCGAGAGGCGGUACAAGAAUAUAAAAAAAAAUCGUAUGCACAGUCAGUCUCCGAAAACACACCGGAAACAAUUAACCCCGUACCGUACUCCGGGGUAGCUGAUUUCAACAUCCCUAAAAGUCAGUCCCACCGUCCGUCCGUCCGUCCGUCAGUUACUGUCCCACAGGAACCUAUGGUGACAGUACCUAUCAAAAAGCUACUACAGUUAGCAGUCUCUGUCAUCGCCAAAAUCAAUGAAGGUUCUAGUUGGACAGAAAUACUUAUAUAUGUACUUAGUCAAGCUGAAACCAUAUUUGGAGUCAAGCUCGACAGCACAAUGUUACCCGAUACACUCGUGAAAUAA
Pecten maximus is the source of this 1185-nucleotide messenger RNA. RefSeq lists its product as uncharacterized. The transcript has a single exon. Gene Ontology annotation, molecular function: nucleic acid binding; zinc ion binding. Lineage: Eukaryota; Metazoa; Mollusca; Bivalvia; Pectinida; Pectinidae. The coding region runs from base 1 to 1185 and encodes 394 amino acids. The record is from RefSeq and is a predicted model, not a curated record.